Molecule: messenger RNA, 1739 nt
Organism: Rotaria socialis
Lineage: Eukaryota; Metazoa; Rotifera; Eurotatoria; Philodinida; Philodinidae
Source: the annotation of a GenBank genome assembly
CUCGGAAUGACUGGGAAUGCCCGAAUGAGCUUUUUUCCACUUGCAAUAAUCUAUAUUCCCAGAUAUUCAGAAAAUCAUGUGUACCUUUUUAUGAAUGAUACACCCCUCUUGAUUCAGAUAUCUACGUUUCCGCAUUAUGGAAUUUCUUCUUAUUCUUUAUACGGAUAAUUAGAGUAGUCGACAAGAACGAUUAGAUAUUACGACGUCCAUAAAAGCAUUAGUGCAAGGUUAGGUCAUAAUGAGAAAGAAUAUCCUCUUGAUAUUAUCAGUACGUCAUCAGGCCAAGUAUGAUAAAGGUAGGAUCAAGAGUUUAUGUCAAUCAAUGAAAUAAUCGAAAUGGUCCAAGUUAUUCUUUAUUUAGUUCAUAAUUUCCUUUUAUAGUAGUGAAUAGAAAUAUAGAAGAAAAUGGAGAAAGAGAAGAUGGAGAGUAUAAAAGAACGAUGAUAGAGUAGGAUAGAGGAUUACUUGGAGUAGAGAAAGGGGAGAUAAUUCUGGAGUAGUAUGGAGAAGGAGUGAUAUAGAUAGUUUAAGGAAAAGAGUUACUUAGCUAGAAAUAUUAAAUAGAAGUUAUAACUUAGAAUCGUGAAACGAUAAUCGUUCGACAUUUAUUAUUAUUGUGCGUAUUGUAAUUAUUUAUCAAUUAUUAUUAUCUGUGUGUGCUCAUAUUGUUAUUAAAAUAAAUAUCAUCAAAACCCGUAACAUUAUAUUUUGAUUUAUCAAUUCACCAAGAUCAAAGAAUAAUAGCUCACAAAAUAUUUCGUUACACCCACCCCCACCCACAUCCUCAAGUGUUGAUUUAAUACCAUUCUGUAGAUAAUUGUAAUUAUACUUAAGGUUGUACACCGCUUAGAAUUAAUAUUGCGAUCUACUUAGUUGCUGAAUGAUGUGCAUUGACAUAAAAAGAGUGCAUUACUAAUAUCUCGUGCGUCAUGAAGAAGUUAGUAUUUAAUUUAUAACAUCGAUAGCUUUUUAUGAUUAUGAUUAUUACUAUUUUUCGUAAGAGAUUAGAGUGAUGAAGGGCAAGUAACGCAUGCCAUCAACAGCGCUGCAUAUUGAUACUUUUCAACAAUUAGUCACAGUCAUCGAAAUAUAAAUACGUGAGUUUUUGUGAUCAUAAAAGUUACAAAAAUCAAUAAAAGAAGUGAUAUGUAAAGAGACCAUAUAAUAGCCAAAAUAAAAAAACGGAAUGUCAUCUUUGUUCUCAUUUCAGAAACAAAAAAAUUCUAUUUUUUGUAACAAGUCUUGCAAUACAAAUAUUAAUUAUAAUGACUCAACUCAACUCACGAGCUAAAUUCUUUUAUUAUCAAUGUGGCUGUUAUUAUUCAGAGAAUGGCCAACGCUUCGACGACAAAAAAGCACUAAAGGAUGCUGUGAGUUUAUGGAAGUGUCCACUUCAUCUAGUGUUUCCCAACUGGUCUGCAGUGGAUGAUUUUACAGAUCAAGAUGAAGAAAUGCGGAACUCGAUCACACAUGUUAUAAUACUCGACCAAGAAAAACGGUCAAAAGAAAGCUUUCCAUUCAGCGUUAAGGGAGAUAUCCAUCUUCCUAUAAACAGAUACGAGUUAGCGAUUAUACUCCAUGGAUUGAUCGGAAAAGCGUUUGAUGAAGAACAAAAAAGCUUUCCAAGAAAUGAUCAAGCAAUGAUUGCAGAUGUGAAAAACCGUUGGGACCAAUUUCUUACGUUUGUUAAAGAAAAUCCACCUCAAUAUGACUGUGUAACAUGGAAUCACACAGAUUGA